GGCGUUUUUAGUUACUAUUGCGCCUAUUGCGUUUGGCCUCCUCAUCACAGCCGCAGGUGGGCAGUACUGGAAUUUUUAGCUAAAUCACUAGAAAAACGUAAGGGGUUCUUUGAGAUGAUGUUGGAGAUUAAGAGGAUGAGAGGAAAUCUACUUACCAGAAAAAAGGCAAGUGGAGGAUGGUGGUGGAGGAUAAAGCAGUGCCCAAAAUUGAGGAUAAAAAGGAGGAUAACGAAGAGGAGUGGCUCAAAAACCAUCAGUAAAAACACGAGCCCACGUGAUGAGAUCAAAGGCCUUACUGCAGGGUCUUGCUGAGGGAGAGAGCCUCAGCCUGGUACAACAACAGGGUUCACAGACCGAGUUGAUACGGUUCCAAAGAUUUGUACAGAGCUGGUGUGUAGAACAUGCCCCCCGCAGCAACAACCAAUCUCGGCUACACCCCGCCAGAUGGAGGCUGGGGCUGGGCUGUGGUCUUCGGUGCUUUCAUCUCCAUAGGAUUCUCCUACGCCUUUCCUAAAUCACUCACCAUCUACUUCAAGGAGAUUCAGGAAUAUUUUGACAUUUCAUACAGCCAGAUUGCCUGGGUGUCCUCUGUCAUGCUUGCAUCUAUGUAUGCAGGAGGACCUGUGAGCAGUAUUCUUGUCAACCGCUACGGCAGCAGACCUGUGGUUAUGGUCGGCGGGGUCAUGGUCAGUGCUGCCAUGGUGAUUGCGUCUUUUGGCAAGACAAUCAUUCAUCUGUAUCUCUGUGUGGGAGUCAUUGGAGGUUUUGGCCUGGCCUUCAACCUGCAGCCUGCUCUGACAAUCAUCGGUACUUACUUCCAGGUCAAAAGGCCGAUGGCGAACGGGCUGGCUAUGACAGGGAGUCCGGUUGUUCUCUGCACCCUAGCUCCUCUCAAUCAGUUUCUGUUCGACUCUUUCGGCUGGAGAGGGAGCUUCCUGAUCCUGGGGUCGAUCGUUUUGAACUGCUGUGUGGCUGGUUCUUUGAUGCGGCCAGUAAACAAAAAUGCUCUACCCAAGCCAGAGGCUGAGCCAUCAGAGUGUAACGGGGCUGCUGCUGAGGAAGCUGCAAGCGUGCCAUCGGCUAACCUCCUGACUGAGAAAAAUCAAAGUGAAAGCAAGAGUCAGGGCUGCAUGGAGAAAUUGGUUGAUUUCUCCCUUUUCAGACACCGGGGAUUCCUCAUUUACCUUGUUGGUAAUGUGGUCAUGUUUUUUGGCUUUUUCGCGCCUGUGGUUUUCCUUGCACCGUACGCCAAACAUCUGGGGAUCGAUGAAUAUUCAGCGGCUUUCUUGCUUUCUAUUUUCGCUCUGGUGGACAUGUUCAUCAGACCGGCAACUGGCCUCUUAGGCAACACCAAGUGGGUCAGGCCGAGGAUCCAGUACUUCUUCAGCUUUGCAGUUUCCUACAAUGGAGUGUGUCACCUUUUAUGUCCACUGGCAAAUGGAUACGUGGGUCUGGUUAUUUAUGCCGUCUUCUUUGGCUUGGCGUUUGGGAUGGUUUCUGCACUGCUGUUUGAAGUUCUGAUGGAUCUAGUCGGAGCGCAUCGCUUCUCUAGUGCAGUUGGACUCGUCACCAUUAUUGAGUGUGGACCAGUGCUUCUUGGACCUCCAUUAUCAGGAGCUCUGGUUGAUUAUUUCGGGGACUACAAAUACAUGUACUACGCGUGUGGAGUGUUCAUGCUGGUGCCAGGUAUAUUUUUCUUCAUCAUGCAUUACUUCAACUACAAGAGACUGGACGAGGAGCAGAGGCAGGCUGAGGCUGUGGAUAUGAGGACUUGUGAAGAGGCAAUGGAACUUAAAACGAGCCCGGAUGAUAAAACGGUGCAUGAAACAGAUGGAUGAACUUGCUGACUCUGAAUCCAUUUUAGUGGACGUAGAAAGAUGACACCACAGAGGCCUUACAGCAGGGCAUACAGCGUAUGGGGUAUUAUUGAUAGAAAUUAUUUUCUACUGUGGAUGAGGUUGUUGGACUCCUUGGACCCUUUGCUACAUAUCUUCAGACCAUCAUUUGGUAUUUUAUUGGUUGUUUUAUGAAUGUUAUUAUUACUACAUUAUGUGGCAAUUGUAGGCUCUUAAGGCCUUCCUUCAUAAAUCAUACAGUAAUGCCUUUGGUACAAUUACCAUAAUGGCUCUAUAAACAUUUACGAUUCCUCUUUGUUUUUUCAGAGGCUGAAUAAAUAGUGAUUUUCCUAAGAGACUGAUAUAAAAUAAUGAGUCAAACCCUCACUUAGUCUUAUUACAAGUGUCCCUUUUCAUGCUUUAUACCACUAGAUGGCACUAGACACUGUCAUGAGAACUGACAGUGCUCCACAUCUCUCUCAUUAGGCUGCAGUGUAACAAAGGAUAUCUUCAUUGGUGUUUUGGUUCAUUACAGUAUAGCUUUCAAAGUGUGGGGCGUGACCCGCCUACAGGCCGCCUGAACUUGCGACCGGAUCCCCAAAGGAGCAGCAAUUAAAAGAUGAGAAAUUAACUGACUGUUGUAAAGACCACAGACUAUAUUUUCUUAGGAUAUCUUUCCCAAAGCCUCCUCAUGCAGCUCAUAAGUGAAAGUCUUAAGUGAAAAGAUAAAUCCCUAUUUGUUCUUCAGGUUUUGGUAAAAUUCAUUUUCAGUGUCUUAGGGAUGUGCACAUGUUUUACUGAAGUGCAGUCAUAAAGAUUCAGUAUGUUUAAAGCAGAUGUUUUUGCAGUGAUCUUUCCUGAAGUGUGGGAAACCCUCUAUGGAUUUAUUAUUAGAACUACAUUUGCAUGCAGAGGCAAAACGCCUGCUAUGCCUUGUUGACAUGAAACAUGUCAUGCUUGUAACACCUUUAAUGCAUUUGCCACUUACUUACAUUCAUUUAACCAAUUCCAAUAUUAGUCUUUAGUUUUGUAAUUUUGGCUGAGACACAUUUGUAUGCUGUACAUUGUAAAAAACAUUAUAAAAGAAGUUCAAAGA
Messenger RNA from Notolabrus celidotus (New Zealand spotty), 2931 nucleotides. RefSeq names its product monocarboxylate transporter 2-like. Gene Ontology annotation, biological process: transmembrane transport; monocarboxylic acid transport. Gene Ontology annotation, cellular component: membrane. The record is from RefSeq and is a predicted model, not a curated record. Lineage: Eukaryota; Metazoa; Chordata; Actinopteri; Labriformes; Labridae. The coding region runs from base 402 to 1838 and encodes 478 amino acids. The transcript is spliced from 6 exons. Gene Ontology annotation, molecular function: monocarboxylic acid transmembrane transporter activity.